This is a messenger RNA of Psylliodes chrysocephalus, 3954 nucleotides long. NCBI's taxonomy places the organism in Eukaryota, Metazoa, Arthropoda, Insecta, Coleoptera, Chrysomelidae. The record is from the annotation of a GenBank genome assembly.
UCCGUCCAAGGUUGACCAUAAUAAUUUUAUUUCUGUCUGUAUUUUCCAAGUUCAAUAUUUUAGUCAUUAGUCAUUGGGGUACCUACGUGUAUUGUGUUGAUUAGACCAAAACAAACCACAAAACCGAUCUACCUCACGAAUAUCACACAAUCCACAUUUUUAACUUGCCAUUGCCAAGAUGAGCGAAGAAUUUGAAGUACUCGACACCCCUAUAAAAAGUGAAAGUGACAAAAAGGAAUACAAAGUGAUCAAGUUAAAAAAUGAAUUGGUGGCUUGUUUGAUUUCCGAUCCAAGUAAAAUUUCUCAGGGAGAUGAUCUACCUCAAUUAAUAAAUGAAAAUGGAACGGAUGAUAAUGAGAAAAGUAAAAGUUCUGAAGAGAAGAAAGCAGCCGCUAUGUUGUGCAUUGGCGUGGGGAGUUUCAGCGACCCAAAGGAUAUACAGGGAAUGGCCCAUUUUUUAGAACACAUGGUAUUCAUGGGCAGCGAAAAGUAUCCAACCGAAAACGACUUCAGCUCUUUCGUGACCAAGCGUGGCGGUACGUACAACGCUUUCACGAUGGAAGAACGCACCUGCUUCUUCUUCGACUGUCUCGAAAAACAUUUGAAAGAAACUUUAGACAGAUUUGCGCAAUUUUUUAUCGCUCCUCUACUUGAUAAAGAAGCCAUGACACGCGAAAGGCAAGCUGUCGAUUCCGAGUUUCAAAUGGCGACGGUUUCCGAUUGGUGCAGACGGGAACAACUGUUCGUCAGUCUGGCUAAAGAUGACUCGCCUGUCAAUACGUUCACGUAUGGAAAUUUGAAAACAUUAAAAGAUAAUAUUGAGGAUGAUAAGCUUCACCAAGCUGUUCAUGAGUUUAGGGAACGACACUAUUCCGCGCAUAGAAUGACAUUAGCUGUACAGACUCGUCUUUCUAUGCAGGAUAUUCAAGAUCUUGUAUUGGAAUGCUUUUCUAGUGUUCCUAAUAAUUCUAUUCCUAAAGAUGAUUUUAGCUUCGCUGUAGAUACUUUCGAUACACCGGAAUUUAACAGAAUCUACUACAUAAAACCGAUAGACGAGACUAUAGAGAUGUAUUUAAAAUGGUCUGUACCGCCUCUUUAUCAUAAAUACAAGACAAAAACGCUUUGGUACUUGGGAAACGUCAUUGGAGAUGAAAGUAAAGGCAGUUUAUUGUCGUAUUUGAAAAAACGAGUUUGGGCGACGGAUUUAUGCUUUUGUGCAGAUGAAAAUUCUAUCUAUUCCAUCGCAACUUGUUCAAUAAACUUAACAGAAGAAGGAUCCAAACAUUUGUUCGAUAUAAUCGAUGCGGUGUUUUCAUAUAUCAAUUUAGUUAGAAAAUUAGGACCACAGGAGUAUUUAUUCGAUGAUUUAAAAAGCAUCAGCGAUAAUUCUUUCAAAUUUUCAACAGAAGUGCCUGCGCAAUAUACAGUUCUACGCUUGGAAGAACCCAUGCAUAGGUAUCCACCUGAGCAUUUUCUAACUGGUGACAAUAUUCAUUACGAGUUUGAUCCUGAUGAGAUUAAAACAGCUACAGAUCAUUUGGUACCAGAUAAAGUAAAUAUUUCAAUAAUUAAUAAAAACCUUCCGGAUGGUUUAAAGUUUUCAAAAGUAGAACCAUGGUUCCGUGCUGAAUACAUUGAUCUACCGAUAACAGAUGAUUUGAAACUUAAAUGGGAUAAUAUCGAGCCUUACGAUGAGUUUGAAAUACCAGCACCAAAUCCUUAUCUGACCAAAGAUUUCGAUUUACUCCCAGAAGAAGCUAACCAUCCUGAAUACCCACAAAAAAUUGUAUCUACAGAUAAAUACGAACUCUGGUAUAGGAAAGAUCAGAAAUUUAAACUCCCCUUUGCUAAUUACAACAUAUAUUUAAUCAGUCCUCUAUUUAUUGAAUCACCAAAAAAUUCAGCACUAACAGAAUUAUUAACAAGUCUAAUUUCUUUUACUUUAAACGAAGAGACUUACGCUGCAAACAAAGCAAAUCUUUAUAGCUAUAUUUAUUUUUAUGAUAAAGGUAUUACCAUUACAGUACAAGGUUACAACGAAAAAUUACCGGUUCUGAUGGACGUUAUUGGUAAUUACAUAGUAAAUUUGAUGGAUUACAUAACUGAAAAGAUGUUUUUAGAACUCAAAGAACAGGCUUUAAAAGAGCAGUAUAAUAUGAUACGUUCGCCUUACUCUCUAGCUUGUGAUACCCACAAUAAAAUAUUGAUCAACCAUAAUUGGACUCCAAUAGAAAAAUACAAUGCUUUACUAGAUUUAACUUACGAAGAUUUGUUAGGUUAUAUCGACAAUUACCGGAAAGAACUGUACGCGAAAGUUUUAGUACAAGGUAACGUCACUUUAGACGUAGCUACCAACGCUGUACAAUCCUUCAUAAAUGUACUACAAUUCGAUCCUCUACCUGAAGAUAAAUACCCUCAAACUGUAGUAGCCAAAUUCCCUAUCGGCGAAAAAUGCUUGUACCUCCAAUCUUUUAAUAAACAAGAUUCCAAUUCUGUCGUAGAAAAUUACUAUCAAGUAGGCACGUACUCUCUAAGAGACACAGUCAUUUCAGAUUUGUUAAUGUUGAUGAUGCAGGAACCUUCUUUCGAUAUUCUUCGCACUAAAGAACAGUUGGGUUACAGCGUAUUUUGCAGCAACAGAAAAACGGAAGGCGUACUCAUGUUUAAUAUAUCCGUCACUUCGCAAGCGCAUAAAUUCACCACAGAACACGUAGAUUCUAGAAUCGAAGCGUUUAUGAAGCAUUCUCAAAAAAUACUGGAAGACACUACAGAUACAGAUUUCCAACAAAUCAAAAACGAUUACAUCAAAACUAAAGAGUGCGUUGAUCUCCAGCUAUCAGAGGAAUUUAAUAAAAACUGGACUGAAAUAUACGAAAACACUUACAUGUUCGAUAGGGCUGCAAAAGAGGUUGCAACAGCGAAAGAAAUAACAUUGGAUGAAUUCAGAAAUUGGUGGGACAAGCAUAAUCAUUUUGGCUCCAGAGAAAAUUUCAGAAAACUUAGUUUGCAAGUCGAGGGGCACGUUCAAGAAACGAACGAUGAUGCUAAAGAUGAGACUAAAGACGAUACGAGAGUUGAUGAGUUGUAUGGCAAACCAAUUUCGUUGAUUUAUUUGGGUAAUAACGAGGAAAACAAGAAAGACGAUCCUGAGUAUUACAUUGAAGAUAUUUACGAAUUUAGAGAGAAAUUGGAUAGCUAUCCUCCUAAGCUUUUGACAAGAGGGCCUUAAAUUAUUAUUGAAGUAACUUAUACAGAGUAUUUGAGUUGGAAACCUCAAAUUAUCUACAUUCAUAGGUUUCUACUUAAAAAGAAUGGAUGGCAUCAUCAUGGCAAUAGUUAUCCGAAAUAAAAACAAAACUAAAUUUAAAGUUAAACGUGUUUUGGCGUUUUUUACCUAAACUUUGUCUAACGUAGAUAAUAUUAAGUUUCCAACUCAAAUACACUGUAUAUAUAUAUGUUCCGAUAAACAAUUCGUUGAUAGUUCGGAAUUAUUAUACGCGCGUGCGUCAACUAUGAACAUCCGAACUAUAUGCCAUUCAGUUUCUUUUUAAAUUGAGAUCACGAUGAAUGACAUUUUUUUUCAUUUUGUCAUUAAUCGUUAUUAACAUUAAAAAUGAAAUCUCAACAGCACAUAACCUCUGAAAAAUAUAAAAUCUGUCAAAAGUCAAAAUUUCAUGGCUAGGCCCAAUAAAAAUAAAAACUGAAUGGCAUAAAUUUGAGUAUUUGUUGGAACGAAUUUUAAGUAUUUUACAAAUUUCACUGAAGCUUUUGUGAUUUUGAGAAUGUUUAGAUCUUUUAGCUUUUAAAAGAAGUAGAUAUGUACUUAGUUGUAUUGGCUCUUGAACACUCAUGUUUCGUAACCACAAGUAAUUCACUUUGCACUGCAAUGUGACUGCAAUUUGCUUUUGUGGUUAAAUGCGUGUCUUGAACUGUUGAAUAUUUUUUGAAUCUGCA